UCCUGACCACUCUGAAUCGGGACUCAGCCUCCUUUCUCUUAUUUGUGUGACGUCAGUAGAGGAAUACCAACAAACGAAGUAGGGAAAACAGAAGAGUGAACCAGAAAGAUAGAUAUGGAGAUCAGCGCCGUCCAUGGAGUUGGAGGAGGAAGUCUCAUCACCCAGAACAGAAAUCACACUAAAUCUGCCAAUGCUAUUCUUCUUCCAAGCUUCAAUAAUGGCAGAAAACUCUUCUCUCCUUCUUCUUUGAAGCUUCAGAAUCAAUGUAUCUCUUCGCCUCUUCAAGCAGCAUCUUCUACUGCUUGUAGAGAUUCAGGAACUGUUGCUGAAACUAUUAUUAGGGAGCAAGAUGAGCUAGCUGAUAUAUGCUGGGAUAAUCUGGGGUUUGGCCUUGUACCAACAGACCAGAUGUAUAUGUCUAAGUGUUCUACAGGGGGGAACUUCUCCAAAGGAGAAUUACAACGUUAUGGGAACAUUGAGUUGAGUCCAUCAUCUGGAGUCUUAAAUUAUGGGCAGGGAUUAUUCGAAGGAUUGAAGGCAUACAGGAAAGAAAAUGGUUCUAUUCUGUUGUUUCGCCCCGAGGAAAAUGCUUCACGAAUGGUUCAAGGUGCUGAGAGAAUGUGCAUGCCCUCUCCUACCGUUGAACAAUUUGUGGAAGCUGUGAAGCUUACGGUGAUGGCAAAUAAGCGUUGGGUUCCGCCUGUAGGCAAAGGCUCGCUAUACAUCCGGCCACUUCUCAUGGGCAGCGGAGCAGUUCUUGGUCUUGCACCCGCUCCUGAGUACACAUUUCUCAUUUAUGUGUCACCAGUUGGAAAUUACUUCAAGGAGGGUUUGGCACCAAUAAAUUUGGUGGUUGAGAAUGAUUUCCAUCGUGCAACUCCUGGAGGGACUGGAGGUGUAAAGACUAUAGGGAAUUAUGCUUCGGUCCUGAAGGCACAAUCUGCAGCUAAAGCAAAAGGCUACUCUGAUGUUUUAUAUCUGGAUUCAACCCACAAAAAAUAUCUGGAGGAGGUCUCAUCUUGUAAUGUGUUUCUUGUGAAGGGUAAAACCAUAUCUACUCCAGCAAUCAAAGGGACGAUUUUGCCGGGCAUUACCCGUAAGAGUAUAAUCGAUGUUGCCCGAAGUCAAGGUUUCGAGGUUGAGGAGCGGCUUAUCUCGGUGGAGGAAUUACUUGAUGCUGAAGAAGUCUUCUGUACGGGAACAGCUGUGGUUGUAUCGCCGGUGGGAAGCAUAACUUAUCUUGGCAAAAGGAUAUCAUACGGUGGGGAGAGUGGAGUUGGUGUUGUUUCUCAACAACUCUAUUCGUCUCUUACGAAUUUACAAAUGGGUCUUACUGAGGACAAACUGGGCUGGACUGUCGAGUUAAAAUAGGAUACCUGUUAACAACGCACUCGUCGUAAUAAUUCCCAUUCAAAUAAUUUUUUUAAAGUUCAAGACUUUGUUUAGACUUACAGCUAUCUUAUUAGUUGUAGUUUAUUUUUCUUAGAAUGUAGGAAGUCUAUAAUGUGUGUUGAUAUUCAGUGUGACCUAAAUCAAGCAUUGAAGGUUUUGUGGUAGCUCAACUUUGUUAA
This is a messenger RNA of Papaver somniferum (opium poppy), 1571 nucleotides long. RefSeq names its product branched-chain amino acid aminotransferase 2, chloroplastic-like. The transcript is spliced from 10 exons. NCBI's taxonomy places the organism in Eukaryota, Viridiplantae, Streptophyta, Magnoliopsida, Ranunculales, Papaveraceae. Bases 115 to 1371 code for a protein of 418 amino acids. Gene Ontology annotation, cellular component: chloroplast. Gene Ontology annotation, molecular function: branched-chain-amino-acid:2-oxoglutarate transaminase activity. Gene Ontology annotation, biological process: branched-chain amino acid metabolic process. The record is from RefSeq and is a predicted model, not a curated record.